UAGACUGAUGUUCCAGCUCAACACACCAGUCCCCACUAAGGAUGAUGUCCUUGGUGUCGUCGACAAGCAACUGUAUCUUCAAUUCAACAAUCAGACGAACACUCAAACCACCUUCCAGAAUGGAACUUAUAUCAGUGAGUUUAAUAAAUUAGGCUUAUAUCAUGAAGACAUUUAUUUCCACUCUAUAAUUUUUUUUUAUAGGUAAACGUUCAACUGCUUCCGCUAUGUAAAUAUUUCUUGAAUGUUUUCUAAUGUUGAAACUCCUAAAUUGUAGCAAUUCAUUUUGUCUGUUAAUAUAGUGACCAUUGUUUUGUGUGCUCACAGAACUUACAGAUACUUCAUUUGCCGUCGAUCUUGGUUUCAAAAUAACCAAUGUAACCAUGGAGUCGCAAAGCAAUAGCCUCACUUUCACCAAUGAGACCUACAGCCAGAUAGAGGAUUCAAUUAACAGCCUAGUAAGAUAUCUCUAUACAUAAGAUACAACCAUGGUCAUGUUCAGGUCAUGACAGUAAUUGACAACUUGGUGUUUUGUUCCCUUUUAGCUCCAUGAUAUUCUUUGUAAACCAGACGGCAAACAGUUUGACUUUCCCAAACCCAACUUCACGUAAGUACAACGUCAUGUCCGUGAACCAACCCAGCUUUCUCAACUGCACUCUUUAGAAUGUCUGCAGAUGUCAUACAGCUGCUGUUUGUACAGCUAAACAGGAUGGAUGGGAACAUGUUCAACUCUCACACAAAACCAAUUUUUACGUCCACAGUACUGUUGGCACUCAAAUCAGGGCAGACGUGAUGUAUGUAUACAAAAAGGAAGACAUCAACCUCCCUAGUGCUUUUCUAGAGGAAGUCUUAAAAGUCUCAGGUAUGCUGCUUUUGUUGCUAUUUCUGUUUGUUAUUACGGUGAGUUAUCAAACACCAUGUCAAAUAUGCGUAAUAUUCAAUCUCGAAAAAACACUUUCACAUCUAUGGUACUGUAUAUGACGUAUUACAAGUCUAUAAUCCCCCCUAAAAUGUAUUUUCAUUUAUAUUCUAGAUCUCCUGCCAACCACUGUUGCCCCAACAACCACCACCACCACUGUGGCUUCUACUACGGCAAUUAAAACUGCAGGUCCUACAACAACAACCACAAUUGCUGCUCCUACAAUGACUACAACUGCAGCAUCUACAAGUACAACCACAAUUGUACUUCCUACCUUGACAACGACAACUGCAACUUUUACCUCAACUUCUAUGGCUUCAGUGACAGCAACAACUAGGUAAGCAAGAUAAUUUAGUAGAAUUAUUUUAUGCAAUUCAAUUAACACUUUGUCAAUCAAUGAAUCUUUGAAGCGAAGAACCAUGUAUAUCCGUGUUUGUGUCGUUAAAAACUGAUAUUUUCAAAAAGCAUUCAAAAUGUCAGCCUUUCUUUAGAAAAUGUAUUUGAGUACCUCAGUUGGUAGAAAGGCGCUAUAUAAAUCCAAUCUAUUUUUAUUAGUGUGCUUGCUGAAGGCAAGACCACUAGAUUUAUUACAUACUUCUUCUAAUUAUUUGAUUCAUUUAGCCCGUUUUAGCACCUAAACGCUUCAAGCUAUGAACACGGAACCAACUUAGAUUACUUGAGAAAAUAUUUUUUUGCAUUAAUACCUGUAGUCGUACAACAAUAUUGAAAUCAGCUCCCAAUGCAUUUCAACACCAAACCAACAUUGAUAUUUUCAGACUGACCCAACUUAGAUUGUUUUUAUUCAGCUUUUUUAUACUAUUUAUACUUGUUGAACUAUAACCAUUUUAAAGUUGCAUAAAAGCUCCAUAGGCUUUAAUGAGAAAUAUUUGGUUACGCCACUUCUCUUGAACUAUUUAUGCUACAAAGACCAAACCAACGUUGAAAUGUACAGACUGACCCAUCUUAGAUUGCUUGUCAAAAGCUUCACAUUUUCUAAAACUUUUAUAAACUGUAAUGAUAAAAUUUGCAUAAAUUGCCGUAACACUUUAUGGAUUGAAUGCCAAUCAUGGGAAUACAGUGGUAAACAUUUAAAAUGCUGCUGCUUCUUAACCAUUUUAGCUACAAACUUUUAAAACAACUUUAACAUUUUCAAAACGUUAUAAACUAUACUAAUUCAAACAAGUAUAAACUAACAUAUAAUAACCUACCAACAAUAAUAGUAGCUAUUGAACCAUUCAAGCUAGAGACACAAACCAACAUUGACAUGUUCAGGCUAUCCUAUCCAAUCUAUCAAUUUUUCCAUCUACCUACUUUUCCCAACUAUAACCAGUCACUUCCAUUACUACUGCAGUGACUACCACUACUAUAACUUAUUUCACAACCAUAAAUACUUUAAGACAAGCUAGCAAGAACACACAUUUUCUUUAGGAAAUUGACUUUUUUAUUUAUUAUUAUUUUCUCUCAGAUUUGGCGCACAGUGAUGUUUUUUGUUAGACUGAUGUUCCAGCUCAACACACCAGUCCCCACUAAGGAUGAUGUCCUUGGUGCCGUCGACAAGCAACUGUAUCGUCAAUUCAACAAUCAGACGAACACUCAAACCACCUUCCAGAAUGGAACUUAUAUCAGUGAGUUUAAUAAAUUAGGCUUAUAUCAUGAAGACAUUUAUUUCCACUCUAUAAUUUUUUUUUAUAGGUAAACGUUCAACUGCUUCCGCUAUGUAAAUAUUUCUUGAAUGUUUUCUAAUGUUGAAACUCCUAAAUUGUAGCAGUUCAUUUUGUCUGUUGCUAUAGUGACCAUUGUUUUGUGUGCUCACAGAACUUACAGAUACUUCAUUUGCCGUCGAUCUUGGUUUCAAAAUAACCAAUGUAACCAUGGAGUCGCAAAGCAAUAGCCUCACUUUCACCAAUGAGACCUACAGCCAGAUAGAGGAUUCAAUUAACAGCCUAGUAAGAUAUCUCUAUACAUAAGAUACAACCAUGGUCAUGUUCAGGUCAUGACAGUAAUUGACAACUUGGUGUUUUGUUCCCCUUUUAGCUCCAUGAUAUUCUUUGUAAACCAGACGGCAAACAGUUUGACUUUCCCAAACCCAACUUCACGUAAGUACAACGUCAUGUCCGUGAACCAACCCAGCUUUCUCAACUGCACUCUUUAGAAUGUCUGCAGAUGUCAUACAGCUGCUGUUUGUACAGCUAAACAGGAUGGAGGGAACAUGUUCAACUCUCACACAAAACCAAUUUUUACGUCCACAGUACUGUUGGCACUCAAAUCAGGGCAGACGUGAUGUAUGUAUACAAAAAGGAAGACAUCAACCUCCCUAGUGCUUUUCUAGAGGAAGUCUUAAAAGUCUCAGGUAUGCUGCUUUUGUUGCUAUUUCUGUUUUUUAUUACAAUGAGUUAUCAAACACCAUAUAAAAUAUGUGUAAUACUCAAUCUCAAAAAAACACAUUCACAUCUGUGGUACUGUAUAUGACAUAUUACAAGUUUAUAAUCACUCUUAAAUGUAUUUUCAUUUAUAUUCUAGGUCUCCUGACAACCACUGUUGCCCCAACAACUACCAGCACCACACCACUGCUUACCGUUUUGCUGACCACUCCUUUCAAUACCACAAGUGGUGGAGGUUUUCCUGGCUGGGCUCUGGCCAUUAUCAUCCCUUGUGGCAUCGCUAUCAUUCUGGUACCACUGUGGAUCCUGCUUUGUGUACGUAUAGGCUUGUGUUCACUUGUGUACUCUGAAAAUACUCUACAAAGUAUAUUAUCAAAUAAGCUGUUCAAUCUCUGCAAUGAUAUUGAUUUAACAUGUGAAUCAUACUUCCCCAUCUUUGUUUUGUAGUGCAUGCUGUGUGGCUGCUGUGCAGCUGUAAGGAGACGCUGUCACAGACGUAGAUCUUACAAUGUACAGUACACCACCAGAAACGGCCUCUUCUGA
This is a messenger RNA of Coregonus sp. 'balchen', 3840 nucleotides long. The record is from the annotation of a GenBank genome assembly. Lineage: Eukaryota; Metazoa; Chordata; Actinopteri; Salmoniformes; Salmonidae.